Molecule: messenger RNA, 1272 nt
Organism: Mytilus trossulus (common blue mussel)
Lineage: Eukaryota; Metazoa; Mollusca; Bivalvia; Mytilida; Mytilidae
Product: complement C1q-like protein 2
Exons: 3
Coding region: 38-646 (202 amino acids)
Molecular function (GO): protein binding
Source: RefSeq, a predicted model, not a curated record
UUUAGAUCAUGUGAAAACGCUGUUAUCAACAACAUUCAUGUAUUCUAAGGUGUUCUACAAAAGACCUAAGCCUAAGCCUAAAACAGAAUCUAUGAUGAUAUUUCUCUGUAUAAUAGCCAGCUUUUCAUCAAUGACUGCAGCUGUGGUAUCCGUGUUGAUGGUUAUGUUGUUUCCAACUCCAUAUUGUAAUACAAAUGCUAACACAUGCAAUGCAGCAUUUUCGUCAUACAUGUCUGAGACUCAAGCAUUAGCAACCAAACUAUUAGCUGAAAACGAUACAAUUGUGUUUGAUCAAACUGUUUCUAACUGGGACGAUGCUUACAGUACAACAACAGGAAAGUAUACAGUAAAGUGCACAGGGAUGUAUACAUUCACCUGGACAAUUUGCGGAGACGCUAAAAAGUAUGCUGGAGGUCAACUAGGAGAGUGGGGAACAUACCUAAUGCAAGGGACAAUUAUCAUUGGUGCAGUUCACACUGAUACUGAGGAAUGGUCAGAUCAUGACUGUUCAACCGGAAGUGUAACUCGUUACGUAUUUUCAGGUGAUGAAAUUUAUUUGAAGACUGGUUUCUAUCAUCAAGGUGUAUUGCUGAGUAUGAAGGACCAGUCGAGAACAACGUUUUCUGGAUGGAAAAUAUUUGAAUAGAUAAAACGAAAACAGCAAUAUGACAUUCCUUUAUUUAGUUGAUCAAACCUUUGUGUGGUAGGCCUUAUGCAACACGACGAGUACAAUCACCUGACCAGCUGUUGUUCGAUCUAUAAUUCAAACAGUUGAUUUCACUUAUUGCAUCCCCGUUAUUAAUGUAUUUGAAUAUUAAUGAAUGUUAGAGGUCACAGGGUCAUCAAUCAUCAGUGUAUCAUAUAGUGGUAUUUUAUAACACUUAAUACGUUGUUAUAAUAUUAUGUUCACUUAUAUGUAUAAUAUGUUUUUGUUGAUUAUAAGUAUACUUUGUGUUUAUCUAUGAUAAAACAGAGUGUAUUAAUUUCAAUCUCGACGUUAAGGAUUGAAACAGAGAAUUUUAAUGUUCGUAUAAUUUUUAAUAAUAGGAUGACAGGUACCAAUUUGGUAUAAUCCAAUGUAUGAUGGUGUUUUUAUUAAACUUAUGAAUCAAAUGUCAAUCAAGUAAUGCACUAAAACAAUAACCAAAUCAUCAACCAUAAACAGAAAAAAAAUGUUCGUUACCUUUUAUAACGAAAGACGUUUCGUCUGUCAUCAGUUAUGUAUGACUUAACGGGUCUACAAAGUGAUUGCACCGGUUGUUACUUACUUAA